Effrenium voratum is the source of this 1788-nucleotide messenger RNA. The record is from the annotation of a GenBank genome assembly. Lineage: Eukaryota; Dinophyceae; Suessiales; Symbiodiniaceae.
AUGAUGAAGAACGAGGUACAUGCGGAUGCAGAGGACUACACGGAGAGUGAUGACGAGGGGGCAGAUGGCUAUCGUAAGGGUGGGUACCACCCAGUACACAUUGGCGAGAUCUACAACGGCCGCUACCAUGUCCUCGCCAAAUUGGGAUGGGGCCACUUUUCCACGGUGUGGCUGUGUCAGGACCUUCAGGUGACGCGCUACGUGGCGAUGAAGGUGCAGAAGAGCGCGCCACAUUACACGGAGGCAGCUUAUGAUGAGAUCGAGCUUUUAGCAGAGGCUGCCAAGCGGGCCAAGGACCCUGCUUGGGAGGAGUCUCAGAAGGGCACGUUGAAGCAGCUCUUUCCAGAGGCUGGCGCAGAGGGCUUCACCGGGGUGGUUCAGCUCAUCGAAGAUUACUUUGAGCACUUCGGUGUCAACGGCAAGCACGUCUGCAUGGUUUUCGAGACGAUGGGGCCAAACGUGCUGGCUCUGAUCAAGAGGUACAACUUCAAGGGAAUCCCCCUUGACAUUGUCCGCAAGGUCACAACACACACGCUGAUUGGCCUUGACUACCUGCACAGGAUCUGCGGCAUCAUCCACACGGACUUGAAGCCCGAAAACGUUCUGGUGGGCUGCCCUCGUGGCGUGCCGGUGAAUAAAACAGGCGUGCCCCUGGUUGGCAAUGUGGAUCCAGCCAUGGUGGCAGCCAAGAAGGAUACAAAGGGCAUGAGGGAUGAGCUCAAGAAGGGCAAGAGGAAGGACAAGAUGAAGAUGGACGCGGAUGACGAAGACGCAGGUGACGGUGAGGAGGCAGUGCCGCGGCCCCCUCCCGUCCUGGUGCCGGAUCCCAUGCAGAUGGCGCCGAAUGAGCCCUUGAACGAGCCACCCUACAUGAAGCCAUUCCUGAAGCCCUCGCGCUCGGAUCCCACGCUGUUGUCUUCCUAUGGCGAUGACAUGGUGGCCUUGAGUCGGCCCCUUUACAACCACAGUGCAAGCCUUCUGAAGGGCUCCGUGCCGCCGGGCGUGCCGGUGGCCCCCAUGAUGCCGCAGCCCCCCGCCGCGGCCGCUUCAGCCAGCUCUGUGGCCAAGCCUGAGAGCAUUGAUGAGAAGCUGAUCGAGGAGGUCCUUGGACUGGAUUUAUUUGACCACACCGGCGUCACUUACAAGGUGGCCGAUUUGGGCAACGCUUGCUGGGUGGAGAGGCAUUUCUCCGACGACAUCCAGACUCGACAAUACAGAUCACCUGAAACUAUCAUCAAUGCAGGCUACGACACCUCAGCUGACAUUUGGUCCUUGGCUUGCAUGGUCUUUGAGCUCGCCACCGGCGACUAUCUGUUCGACCCCAAGGCCUCUGAUGAGUAUCCGCGUGAUGAGGACCACCUCGCGCUGUUCAUUGAGCUGCUGGGCCCUAUGCCGAAAGAGCUUAUCGGCCGCGGCAGGCGCUCCAGCACCUAUUUCAACCGCCGUGGGGAGCUGCGGCACAUCAAGUCCCUCCGCUACUGGCCUCUGGCGGAAGUUCUGCUCCAGAAAUACCACAUGCAUGCCGUUGAGGCUAGGAGCCUCGCAUCCUUUUUGCUGCCCAUGCUGCAGCUUCUGCCAGAAGACAGGAUUUCGGCAAAGGCUGCAUUAGAGCACCCGUGGCUUCGAGGCGAGCCCAGUGACGACGUCACGGAGUUCGUGAACCGCAAUGCCCUGAACAUGCCCCGACUUGGCAUCGACGGCGCCUUCGGGCGUGAGGGAGGACGAGGUGGAGCGGUGAUGGGAGCAGCACCAUUCCACGAAGAGGAGCAGAGGCCUUUUGAACAGUAG